Molecule: messenger RNA, 1322 nt
Organism: Cyprinus carpio (common carp)
Lineage: Eukaryota; Metazoa; Chordata; Actinopteri; Cypriniformes; Cyprinidae
Product: prostasin-like
Exons: 4
Coding region: 1-747 (248 amino acids)
Biological process (GO): proteolysis
Molecular function (GO): serine-type endopeptidase activity
Source: RefSeq, a predicted model, not a curated record
AUGACGCAAUAUAUAUAUAAUAUCUCUCUCUAUAUCAAUUUCUCUUCCUUGUCCAGCCCUAAUGACAUCUACUCUUACCUGGUUUAUGCGGGCCGGCAUCAGCUGAACGGCUGGAAUGCAGACGAGACCAGCCAUAGGAUCCGCCGCGUGGUGGUUCCUCUGGGUUACACAGACCCUCAGCUGGGUCAGGAUAUCGCUCUAGUGGAGCUGGCCACAGCUGUCAGUUGGUCUGACCGCAUUCAGCCUAUCUGCCUGCCAUAUGCCAAUGUGGAGUUCAGCAGUGACAUGAGGUGCAUGAUCACUGGAUGGGGUGACAUCAGAGAUGGAGUUGCUCUGCAGGGCGUUGGGGCAUUGCAGGAAGUCCAAGUGCCAAUCAUCGACUCAAAGAUCUGUCAGGAUAUGUAUCUGAUAAACCCCACAGAGAACAUUGACAUCCGCCCUGACAUGAUGUGCGCUGGAUUCCAACAAGGAGGCAAAGACUCCUGCCAGGGCGACUCCGGUGGACCUCUGGUGUGUCAGAUCAGUGACGGAAGUUGGGUACAAGCUGGAAUUGUGAGCUUCGGUCUCGGCUGUGCUAAAGCAAACCGACCAGGAGUCUAUGCCAAAGUAUCCAGCUUCACUAGCUUCAUCCAGAACCACGUUGGAGGAGUCCAGCUCAAGAGCGCAUCGAGUCACAUCUGGGCUGACCGGGUCAUGUUGGUCAUCAGGACUCUGGUGAUACUGGUAUUGGUGCAGCUGCUGAGAUAAACACACACUGAUCCUCGCACAAGCCAAAAACCUCCUGCCCCAAAACACUGUCCUACGUAAAAAGAGAUUUUAAUGCCAUAGUUUUAAUCAGUUUUUAAAUGACUUUAUUAUGUAGUUUCCUAUUUGGUUUGUACCAAAAAUACACACCAAAUGAUUUGAAAUUAAAGAUAAAAGUAUGUCUUUUACCACUUGAUUAAUAAUAUAUUCUUUUAAUCAUUUGGAACUGUACUGAUUAACAUUGAGAUGAUUAAACCAUGUAAUUAAACUGUGCAAAUAAUGCCAUUUUUAAACUGAAAUACUCAAAUGGUUCUUGUGGGCAGCUUAACAAUUGUGAGAUUUGACAGUGCAUACUGUAAGAUUAAUGGACACUUAUUUGAUCCAGCGUUUUGCACAGCAAUUAUAAAUGUUAUUUACCUUUGCAUCAGGACAUGUCAAAUUUUUAAGAUCACCUGUGCAAUUAUGAUGUGAAGGAUUUAAUGCUUUUCUAGAGUUAGUUGUAUAUUUGUACCUCUUGGUGAACGUUUCUCUUAAAAUGCUGUAAAUAAACUUUGUAAUAAAGUGAUUUUUGUAAUUGA